AUGGGUCUAGACCUCUCUCUUCUCAGCUAUAAGGCGACUUCUCUGGAACUCGGCAUCCCCAGUCUACUCAGCUCUAGCGGUACUUCCAGCACUGGAACCAGUCCCGAAACAUUUCAGACUUUUUCUGACCCGGCCAGAGGCCUGGAAGUGGGUUCCGAACCCUUUUCCUCUGAGGCUAGUCGGGCUCCGGGGCCAAUCAGCGUAUCUCGGGCCCAGGACCAAACUGGAAAAUUGUGCAGUAGCAAAGACGAGAGUGAGCUCCGGAGAAAAUGGCAAAAACACCUCGAGCUGCCUACAGCCCUUGUCGACAAAGUAGCCGUUUCCAGCUGUCCCAACUUCUCAUCGCCGCCGCCUACCUCCCAAGUGCUAGCGCAACCACGUACCUCGGCCGCUGGGCUGGUCGCAUGGUCGACGGCGGCUGACCAGAUGUCGUACAUUCGCUCACGCUGGCACCAUCUGCUGCUCACCACUCCGCCGGACCUCUUGUUGGCCGAACUGCUUCGGGCCGGUCAGGCGGCACGGGCGGGCCAGAGUCUGACGGCAGAAGUGCCUUCGCAAGGGUCAUUCAGGUCUACAGGCCUGGCAACAGGCCAGCCAAGUCCUGGGGCCAUGCCAACCGGCCGAAGCAUCAGUACGUCUACAGGUCCUCAAAGCGCAAACCAGGCAGAUCCUUACUCUAAACACAAUGUUGCUGGAGAUAGCGCAACAAGGAUUAAAAGAGGAGCCGGAGUUAAGGAAAGAGGUGAGAACGAAACGGCUAGAGAGGACUGUUUGCUGCGACUAGAACGAGACAAAGCUACCACGCAAGAAGGCAAAAGCAUGAGUCAGGAUAAGGAAAGGCCUUCUGAGACGGCAGGAGGACCUGUUGGGGAGACGAGAAAAUGGAGGAGAUCGGAGUCUUGGAGAGGAUUCAAGAGAGCCGAAUCCAUUGCCAGUCUUCCGGGCGAGAACAACGUGGAAGAACGCGAGCAGUCCAGGAUGCAUCGAGCCUGCAUGUCUGAGUCCAGGUCGCCAAAUGAUGCCGGACUGUUUGUUGAAUGUCCUGUCUCCCGCCCCGGCGCAUGCUCAUACAGCUUGGCUGAUGUGCGAACCAUCUGCUCUGAGUGUCAUCUUUGCGCCAGCCUUGGCCUAGGAUCUACUUCCACAAUCAGCUCGGUCGCUAGCAUGGCACGACCUUUGGUGCCGGCUGAAGAGGCUAAAGUGAGCCGAACUGAGCGAGAAACGUGUGCAGAAGGAGGAGGAAAUACUGGGCCUGGGGUAGUUGCUAGGAUAGAAGAGCAACCACUUGACCUAACCGUCAAAAUGGAGGAGGCCAUAGCAGUGCGAAAAAUGGGUGAAGAUCAGCCUCAUAGAUUUAUUGAUAGAAUGGUAGAAGCCUUGAGGUGA
This is a messenger RNA of Protopolystoma xenopodis, 1386 nucleotides long. The record is from the annotation of a GenBank genome assembly. Lineage: Eukaryota; Metazoa; Platyhelminthes; Monogenea; Polystomatidea; Polystomatidae.